AUGAGAAGAAAAUAUCGUUCAGAUGUCAUGUUCCCUCCAACAUGGUUAUGCUUCCUACUCUUCCAUUUCAACACCUCCGCCGCUGCCCUAAUCACCUCUUCUCCUACCGACACCCUAAAUCCACUUGAAUCAAUCACCGACGACCAAAUUGUUGUCUCCACUGAAAGCAAUUUUGCGUUGGGCUUCUUUAGCCCUGGCAAUUCUAGUUUCAGGUACGUUGGAAUUUGGUACAACACAGUUCCUGAAACCACUGUGGUUUGGGUCGCCAACAGAGACAACCCUAUCAACGAUUCCUCCGGAAUCCUCACCUUCGCCCUGGAUGGGAAUCUCGUCGUCUCUUCCCGUAGAGAUCAGAGACGUCCUCUCUGGUCCACCAAUAUCUCCAUAAGUUCCAACUCCACCUUUCUGAAGCUCCUUAACUCCGGAAACCUCGUUCUAUACGGCACGAGCAACGGCACCGACAACACAAAUAGGAUCUUGUGGCAAAGCUUCGACCAUCCGACACACAUGAUCCUUGCUGGUAUGAAACUAGGGUUGGACCGGAUAACCGGUCUGAACCGGGUUCUGAUAUCCUGGAAGUCCAAAGACGACCCUGGCAGAGGGAAUUACUCGCUCCUGUUCGACCCAAGGGGACGGUCAACCGAACAGUUCUUGUACAAGGGGUCGGCUCCGGUCUGGCGAACCGGGCCCUGGAACGGCCAAAGCUUUAACGGGGUCCCAGAGAUGACCCAGACUGACAUCUUCAGUUACAAGUUCGUCAACAACAACGACGAGCUCUACCUGAUUUACGAGAGCGACGUCUUCUCACCAAUCAUUCUGGAUGAAUUUGGGAUCGUUCAGCGAUGGAUAGAGAGUUACCGUCGUUGGAUAACAUUAUUUUGGGCACCUAAAGACAGGUGCGAUUAUUACGGACACUGCGGGGCCUACGCGACCUGUCGCAUUACGGAUAACGCUUUAGAGUGCGCGUGUCUGCCGGGUUUCCAACCAAAGUCUCCAAUGGACUGGUACUUGAGGGAAUGGUCUGAUGGGUGCGUCAGGAAGAGAAGCGUUGGGUGCGGUAAGGGAGGAGACGGGUUCUUGAAGUUGGUAGGCGUGAAGCUUCCUGACACGUCGAUGUCUCUAGUCGACAAGAGUUUGAGCCUCAAGGAAUGCGAGCGAGAAUGCUUGAAGAACUGCUCUUGCAAUGCGUACGCCCCUUCAGAUAUUACCGACGGAGGCAGUGGUUGCGUUGCUUGGUUUGAUAAUUUGAUAGACAUUCGAUAUUUCAAUGCCGGCGGUGGUGAUGAUUUAUAUCUACGUGUGGAUGCAGUGGAGCUAGCUACACAUGCAAGAAAAGAUAAAGAGUUUCUUCAUAACAAGCGAAGAGUGGCGAUUCUUACGGCGUCUCUUGUUGUGGUUGUGCUUCUCUUUGCUGCAUGUGUCUACUGUUUGUUGAAAAAGAUAAGAGGGGCCAUCGAGAAGCGGCAGCGUGGUGGUUUCUUGUUUGAUUUAACAACUAGUUCAUCAAGCUAUAAAAACUUCACUGGAAUAAGUGAGCUUCAAGACAAUGGGAGGAAUCCCGAAUUGCCAUUUAUUGAACUUGAUGCUGUUGCAGCUGCCACAGACAAUUUCUCUCCCAAUAACAAGCUUGGAGAAGGUGGUUUUGGUGCUGUCUACAAGGUAGCUUCUCUUCCCAUGCAUCACCAAUUAAUAUUUAGUUUACAUUUAGUAGGAUCCACUCAGGCUGUCUGUAGCGGCCUGAGUGACACAGACUGA
Telopea speciosissima is the source of this 1755-nucleotide messenger RNA. RefSeq names its product G-type lectin S-receptor-like serine/threonine-protein kinase At1g11410. Gene Ontology annotation, biological process: recognition of pollen. The transcript has 3 exons. NCBI's taxonomy places the organism in Eukaryota, Viridiplantae, Streptophyta, Magnoliopsida, Proteales, Proteaceae. The record is from RefSeq and is a predicted model, not a curated record. The coding region runs from base 1 to 1755 and encodes 584 amino acids.